This is a messenger RNA of Symbiodinium pilosum, 605 nucleotides long. The record is from the annotation of a GenBank genome assembly. NCBI's taxonomy places the organism in Eukaryota, Dinophyceae, Suessiales, Symbiodiniaceae.
GCCGCUCCCAGUCGGUCGCCGAGCCCGAGAAUGAGCUCCUUCGGAACAUUAUUCAAGGUGUCAACGUUUGGCGAGUCGCACGGCGUGGGAGUGGGAUGCAUUGUGGAUGGCAUCCCUGCCAACCUUGCCUUGACAGAGGAGGACGUGCAGCCUCAACUCACGAGGCGGCGGCCGGGUCAAAGUUCGCUAACCACGGCCAGGAACGAGAGUGACACGAUCACGAUCCUUUCCGGCACUGAAAACGGCGUCACUUUGGGCACUCCGAUCGCGAUGAUGGUUCGCAACCAGGACCAGAGGAAGUUCGACUACGCUAACACAUCUUCAGCCCCCCGACCCGGGCACGCAGACUACACGUACCAGGUGAAGUACGGUACGCGUGCCUCUUCCGGCGGCGGCAGAGCGUCCGCGCGAGAGACGAUUGGCCGGGUGGCAGCAGGAGCCGUGGCCGAGAAAUGGCUGAAGUUGGAGCAUGACACGCGAAUCUCCUGCUGGGUGAGCUCAAUCAUGGAUAUCGACCUGCCCAAAGAUGUGGCAAAGGCAUUGGAGAGCGAUCCACCUACACGCGAGGAGAUUGACACUGUCGGUACGCUUGCGGAGGACGCAGA